UCAAGAUACUCAAGAACAGAACAACUUCAAGAUACAGGAAGAGAAACACAAUGACCACAUUUGCAAAGAAUACAUUCUACAUUUCAAUUGGAUUUUGGCUCAUCUUAGGUGUUGAAUGCUAUACUGGUUGGUUAAACCCUACAUUAACUGUUAAGACUGGAGGAUCUGUCACCAUCCCAUGUCAUUAUGAUGAGAAAUACACACAGCAGAAGAAAUACUGGUUCUCAGGAACUGAUAAAUCUAAUACAUACACAAACACAACAGAAAAGAAUCUGUCAGUAAUGGAUCAUCCUGAUCAGAUUCUCUUUACUGUGACUAUGAGAAAUCUGCAGAACAAACACACUGGAAAUUAUUAUUGUGUUGUGGAGACUGGAGAACAACCACCGAUAAAAACAAUAUAUGAGCCUUAUCUCAAGAUUCAGUCUGCUCCUAAUGUGUCUGUGGUGAGCAGCAGUGUAUCUGGACAUGAAGGUGGUGAUAUCAGUGUUCAGUGUUUCUACAGUUCUGGAUAUAAGAAUGAAGUCAAGCAGUGGUGUAGAUAUAAAGAUCAGAGCUGUUACACAGUGGGGAGGACUAACACAUCCCAGAAUUCAUCAGUCCAGAUCAGUGAUGAUGGGAGAGGAUCCUUCACUGUGCUGAUGACUGGACUGAGACUCACUGAUUCUGGCUGGUACUACUGUUCUGCUGGAGAGGCACUGAAUCCUGUUCAGCUCACUGUAAAUGAGGCAGAACCAGGCACUGUCAGUGACAAAGUAAAUGAAACAGGAAUUCUCAAUGAUAAUAAUGAAACAGAAGACACAGUAGCAACUCAAAACAAUGAACUCCUGACUGUGUGGCUUCCAGCUUUAGCAGCACUUCUGCUGUUACUGAUUCUGAUCAGUGUUUUCACCUGGAGAUGGAGACGGAGACACAAGCAAGAUAAACACCAAAUCAGAAGGAGAACCAGCAGCAUAACCACUGAUGUGAUCUACUCUAAAGCUGAAGAUCCUGAGAUGUACAGCAUUAUAAAUUAUGAAAACCCAAAUGAUCCCAACAAGGACAUAACCUACAGUACUAUUGAUAAUUUUCCUGUGCGUGAAGCAGAGAAGCCUCCAGCAGGUGGAGCAAUAUACAGCAUAAUAUACAGCACUGUGGCUCCACACUGACUGCAACAGUAAGAAGAACACAGGAACAGAACCUUCUGACCAAGAGAAACAAAAUCAGCAGCAGAGGACUGUCAUCACAACUGUGUGUGUGUGUGUGUGUGUGUGUGUGUGUGUGUGUGUGUGUGUGUGUGUGUGUGUGUGUGUGUGUGUGUGUGUGUGUGUGUGUGUGUGUGUGUGUGUGUGGUGUCUUUGUCAACACACAAUUGUCUUUUAGCAGUACAUAGUUUUGUAUUUUGUGUUAUCGAGUCUGUUUAAUUACUUCUCCAUUUCUCCAUUCUGUCACUGAUGGAGUUUUGGUUUCUCUGGUUUGCUUAGUUGGGGACACUUCAUUUCCAGCGAUAUCGUCGACUUGAUUGCACAGAUACUAUUUAAACUGAACUGAGCUGGAUAAUGAAAUCACUGAAUUCAGUGAUGAACUGCCUUUAACUGAAAAAAAAUGAGUUUACUAUUUAAGUUUACUAUAGUUUACUAUGAGUUUACCAUAUGUUUGCUAUUGUCAUUUUUGCAUUAUUGACACACUAUUUUCCUAAUUAAUGCUGUACAGUUGCUUUGACACAAUCUUUAUUGUUAAAACGCCAUAUUAAUAAAGGUAACUUGACUUGA
Cyprinus carpio (common carp) is the source of this 1748-nucleotide messenger RNA. Its product is annotated as polymeric immunoglobulin receptor-like. Lineage: Eukaryota; Metazoa; Chordata; Actinopteri; Cypriniformes; Cyprinidae. The record is from RefSeq and is a predicted model, not a curated record.